This is a messenger RNA of Gavia stellata (red-throated loon), 609 nucleotides long. It is a transcript of the gene COMMD4, whose product is annotated as COMM domain containing 4. The transcript has 7 exons. The record is from RefSeq and is a predicted model, not a curated record. Lineage: Eukaryota; Metazoa; Chordata; Aves; Gaviiformes; Gaviidae. The coding region runs from base 59 to 523 and encodes 154 amino acids.
CCUGGCCGAGAUCAGCACCCUGGCCAAAAUCGUGCUGCGGGACCUGCUGGGGGAGGCCAUGGAGUAUGAGAAGAUCCUGAAGCUGACCUCGGACGCCAAGUUGGAGUCGGGGGAUGUGAAGGCAACCAUCGCAGUCCUCGGCUUCAUCCUCUCCAGCGCCGCCAAGCACAACGUGGACAGCGAGUCCCUGUCGAGUGAGCUGCAGCAGCUGGGGCUGCCCAAAGAGCACGCCGGCGGGUUGUGCCGGUCCUACGAGGAGAAGCAGAGCUCCCUCCAGGACAGCCUGAGGGCCUGCAGCCUGAGACUGAGCCAGCUGGGCUCGGUGCGCUGGCGGGUGGAUUACACCCUCAGCUCCAGCGAGCUGCGGGAGGUCAACGAGCCCCUCGUGCACCUGACCUUCAACCUGCGGGACGGGGAGCGCGGGAGGAUGGCGGCCGUCCCCAUGGCCCUCUCGGCCGACAAGUUCCGGGUGCUGCUGGCAGAGCUGAAGCAGGCCCAGGCCCUGAUGAACACCCUUCUCUGAGGAGCUGGGAGAGGGGGCGAUGGCGGGAGGCGCCGAGGACCCGCUGGGCCCGACCAGGCCCCGGCGCUGCCCGGCUGGGGAGCGGG